UCGGCUAAAAAUGCUAGUGGGGAACAACGCCAUUCAGUUGUUAUUGGCUUUGCAGACAGUACAAUGGCAGUCAAAGGGGUCCUGUAUGAUACCUCUAAACUGAAUCUCGUUAAAGAUGGAACAACCGUCAUGUUGCUAAAUGUAAUCAUGAAGAACGACAGUGCUAAAUCCAUUGUUAUUACAAACAGUAGCAAAAUCCUGAAGACAGGUCCCCUGGAAGUCCCAGAGUCCUUGAUUAAGCAGGGGAAAGCAAUUGCCUGUCCACCUCCUGCUGAUAAGGUGGACAUCAAAAGUGUGCAGACUUCCCCAGUGAAAACGCUUGUCACUCUCAGGGGACAGGUUGUUUCAGAGGAGAUGGAAAGAUCAGUACAUGUGGAUGCUGAGGACACACAUAUAAGGACCAUUAAAGUUAAGGACAACUCAGGAAGUUGCAAGGUAUCGUUGUGGAGGGAGUUGACAAAACAGAAAACACCAGUUGGGAGCCAUAUCACACUAACAAACGUCGUUGUACAAGUGUAUAAUGAUGAAAAAUCUGUUUCUACCACGAUUGAGGCAAUCCUGGGCAGUGCACUACGCUGUGCAGCUGUAGAUGUAGAGAACAAUCUAACAAAGAAAUUGCCAGUGUCUGCCACAGCAACAGUGAAAGAAAACAACAUUCUCCACAUGACCAUUAAGAGUUUACUGGAAUACUCAGGCAAUAUAUCAUACAAUCAUAGUCAUAAAAAAUACCUGCCCAUUUUUGCCACAUAUAUAUUUGAUUUACUAUGA
Molecule: messenger RNA, 768 nt
Organism: Ostrea edulis (European flat oyster)
Lineage: Eukaryota; Metazoa; Mollusca; Bivalvia; Ostreida; Ostreidae
Exons: 4
Source: RefSeq, a predicted model, not a curated record